Molecule: messenger RNA, 873 nt
Organism: Dentiscutata erythropus
Lineage: Eukaryota; Fungi; Glomeromycota; Glomeromycetes; Diversisporales; Gigasporaceae
Source: the annotation of a GenBank genome assembly
AUGAAUUCAAAAUUAUCAUUGGCUUCAACUGUUACGAUGAAUGAUGGUCAUAAAAUUCCGCUUCUAGGCAUAGGUAUGGGUGGAAUGAUGGGCGAAAACGAAGUACAACCACUUGGUGAGAUCGCACAAAAUGUCAUCUUAUGGGCUCUUGAGGCCGGAUAUAGGCUUAUAGAUACUGCAACUAUGUACGGUAACGAGGAAGAUAUUGGAAUUGGUAUUAUCAAAAGUGGAAUUCCACGAGACCAAAUCUUUAUUACUAUAAAAAUUCAGAACGAAGACUCAGGUGAAGGUUACGAACUAACCCUUAAAGCUGCUGAUUCUUCUCUAUCAAAACUUCAGACUUCUUACAUCGACUUAUUGCUUUUACAUACUCCUAAAUGUGGUCCUCAAAAACGAGCUGAAAGUUAUAGGGCUUUACAAGAAUUAGUUAAACAAGGAAAAGUUAGAAGUAUCGGGGUUUCAAAUUUUGAAGUAAAACAUUUAAAGGGGUUAAUCGAUAAUAAUCCUGAAAUUAUACCUGCUGUUAAUCAAAUAGAGGUUCAUCCUUGGAAUACUCGAAAUGAUAUUGUAGCUUAUUGUGCUAAACAUAACAUUGUAGUGGAGGCUUAUGCUCCACUUGCUAAAGGAAAAAGAUUAAAUGAUCAUGUUAUUAUUGAAAUUGCUGAGAAAUAUAAUAAGUCUGCUGCCCAAAUUUUGAUUCGUUGGUGCCUCCAAAAUAACUUUAUUCCAUUGCCAAAAAGUGUAAAUAAAGAACAUAUAAUUGACAAUACUAAGGUGUUCGAUUUCGAAAUUGAAAAAGAAGACAUGAUAACUCUUGGAAGUCUAGAUGAGCAUUUUAUUGUUAAUGGAUGGGAUCCAGCUGAUUUUGAUUAA